Molecule: messenger RNA, 912 nt
Organism: Talaromyces atroroseus
Lineage: Eukaryota; Fungi; Ascomycota; Eurotiomycetes; Eurotiales; Trichocomaceae
Exons: 2
Coding region: 1-912 (303 amino acids)
Source: RefSeq, a predicted model, not a curated record
AUGGCCGAAAAUGCCUCGUCCUCCAACAUCCUCGCCAGGGUGAACGAGAAACACGUCGUCCACUACCAAGAUAAUGAUAAACAUGAGCGAGAGCGAGAACAACAGUAUGGAAAAGCAAAGAGUCAAGAUUUGCCAUUCUAUCCUGCUUUCUGCUUCCCCGCAUCCCCGACCCAUUUCACCUGGGUGAAAAUGAGCAUCGCGGAUAUCCACCGUUUGCGAGGGAGGAGCGGAUUUGAAGGCCAGAAUAUCCUCUUCUACAACAACCAUCCCAUCCAAUUCGUGUGUCUAGCCGGCUACAUCGUCUCGCGCGAGGACUACGAGCGCCGCACCGUGCUAAACGUCGACGACAGCAGCGGCGCCAUUCUCGAGCUCAUCACGUUAAAAGCUCCGGUCAAACAGGACGCGCACAUCGGCAAUGCCUCAGCAGAAACAGAGACCGCAGAAAUGACGCACAUAACCUCCACAGCGCGCACGCCAAUCGACAUCACGGAACUUCGCAUCGGCACCGCAGUCAAAAUCAAAGGCACACUAUCAUGCAAACUGCCGCUGUUCCAGACUACAAACACACAAGUAAUCCUGGAACGGUUCUGGGUUCUGUGCGACACGAGCGCAGAAAUCAAAUUCUGGAACGAGCGCUCCCGCUUCCUGAUGGAUGUUCUUUCGAAGCCGUGGUGUUUGACGGAGGAUGAGAUUGCGUCGCUGCGCCAGCAGGCGCGCGUCGAACAGGGUAGAGCGAUGAAAGAGAGGCAGAGAAUGCAGGAGCGGAAGAAGAGAUUGGAAGGGAGGGAGCAGAGGUAUCAGAGACGCAUUGUCCGGAGAUGGCAAGCGGAGGAGAAGUUGAGGGAGAAGGAGAGUGAGCGUGUUAGGGAAAGUAAUAAGAGGUGGUUGGCUUCAAAGGGACUGAUUGGCUGA